CCAUAAUAUUAUAUAAUGACAAUCCGUCUAGGGCAGUAUCUAGUUGUUUGCAUCUUCUAUAGAAUAACACCCGCAGAGAGAAUUAUGAUGUCCUGUUAAUUAGGCGCCUACCAACAUUAUUUACUAAACUACCACUUCCUCGAUAGAAGCAAUGGCAGAUACCCCCAUAACCACAGGAACAACUCCCUUGCCUCUCCCCGUGGACUCGCCAAAUGCGCCAUCUGCGACUGCAACCGCAACUGCGGCAGCAGCACGGGAGACCUCUAAAAAGGCCUCAGAGCUCCCGCCCGUAACAACGGGUACAUCCCACAAAUACAUCCACCGUCUAGCGAGCGCAGUCUCGCGCGCGUCAUCUACAGAUUCCCUAACCGUCCUCUUUCAAAGCGAGAAACUACCACCAGGCCAAUCAAUCACAGACAUAGAUACACCCGCCUUACAGCGCAUCAUCUAUGAAGCAUCAAAGGAACGCGCGAUUAGGAAGUUAGGAGCCCCUGGCGCGUUUAUAGUGGAAGCGGCAAAUUUCGCGGCUGCAGCGUGCUGGGAGCCUGCGCGCGUGGGUGGGCCGCACCUUACUGAUGAACGAUCGUUGGAUCAGAGACCGAUAUUUAGGGGCUUUGGGCAGGAUGUUAGUGCGUUGAUGCGCGAGCACUUGUACCCGCUUGCUGAGAGGGUUAGUGGGGGGAGGUACUGGAAGUUGAGUCUUAUGGCGAGGGAUCCGGCCGUUGAGUAUGUGCCUGGUGCUGUGAGAGUUGUGUUAGUCCCGUUCAUAGAGCGAUUUACGUCGGAACAGAACGAGGGUGGUCCCAUGCCUGUGUGGAUAGAAGCUGGUAGUGAACAUGCCCGCGCAAUCUACGCUCACUUCGGGUUCCGCGAGGUGGGCGUGAUAAAGGUUGGGGAUAUUAAGACAUGGGGCAUGAUAUACACUGGGAAUAUUGACACAAAAGGGACAGAUACUGACGUCAAAUAAUCAAUUGUGUCCCUCUUCCUAGGUGCCCAUUUCCAUUGAAGCUGUGAAUAUACCUAAGUUUAGAGCGAAAAUAGAGGGAGUCUGGGAUUAACAGAACUAAACAGUUAACUUGAGAAGAUAAUAUUCGACAGAGCCGCCUAGGACGCGCCUUGUAUAAUUAUUCAAUAUGUAUGAGUGAACAGGGCGUUUUGAUCUCUUUUAUACUCAGGUCGUGGUGCUGGUUCCAAGCGCGUAGCGUUUGGUGUUUGCUGGGGGGGAUUCUGCCAUGCCC
This is a messenger RNA of Hypoxylon trugodes, 1238 nucleotides long. RefSeq lists its product as uncharacterized. The record is from RefSeq and is a predicted model, not a curated record. NCBI's taxonomy places the organism in Eukaryota, Fungi, Ascomycota, Sordariomycetes, Xylariales, Hypoxylaceae. The transcript is spliced from 2 exons. The coding region runs from base 152 to 967 and encodes 271 amino acids.